Mycosarcoma maydis (corn smut) is the source of this 1917-nucleotide messenger RNA. Its product is annotated as phosphatidylserine decarboxylase 1. Gene Ontology annotation, biological process: phosphatidylethanolamine biosynthetic process. NCBI's taxonomy places the organism in Eukaryota, Fungi, Basidiomycota, Ustilaginomycetes, Ustilaginales. The transcript has a single exon. The record is from RefSeq and is a predicted model, not a curated record. The coding region runs from base 1 to 1917 and encodes 638 amino acids. Gene Ontology annotation, molecular function: phosphatidylserine decarboxylase activity. Gene Ontology annotation, cellular component: mitochondrion.
AUGAGAGCCCCGUUCUUGCGGCCUCGUGGGCGCAGCGACCUUGUACGAAUCUUGGCCUUGCCAGACUCCUUGCAUUCGGUUAUUCCUCUGAUCUCGUCUCGGACAAUAUCGACAGCAUCGCCAUCCUUCCGCUCGACAAUCCUACUCGUUCGUCCGCCUUCAAUCUCUACCAGACGAUAUUAUAGUAGAGACCCACUUCAAGCCGAACACGAGGCCAACACAGUUCGAGGCAAUCGUGCGGCACGAAGCCGUGCCGAGGAACAGGCGCGAGAGCACCAACAGGAAAAGCAAAAGGGCAAUCAAGGCUCUUACAAGCAAAAAGUUUUCAGAUCAUGGUCUGGUACACCGAUCAAGUGGUACCCCAUACCCAUCCUCCUCGGUGCUGUGGUGCUGGUCGGCGUGCAAGCGCGUAGAAGCUAUGUCGCAGAGCAGAACGGUAAGGGUGUUGGGACCAAGAUCGUCGAUGAGAAUGGUCAAGUUGUCAAGAUGCAAGGCCCUUGGACCGUGUAUGUCAUUGGUGCGCUUCCUCUGAAUGCCAUCUCUCGCGCUUGGGGUUGGGCGAACAACCUUACACUGCCUGUCUGGUUUCGACCGUUUGGGUUCAAGCUGUACGCCUCCAUCUUUGGCUGCAACCUGGACGAGAUGAAGGAUCCUGAUCUUACGCACUACAGGAGUUUGGGCGAGUUCUUUUAUCGAGAGCUCAAAGAAGGCGCGCGUCCAGUCGACGACAGCAUCCUCGUCUCACCCGCCGAUGGAAAGGUAUUGCACUUCGGUGAGAUCGCUGGUCGACGUGUUGAGCAGGUCAAAGGCAUCACAUAUUCCCUCGAUGCUCUUCUCGGAGUCACAAGCUCUCCAGAAGCUACCGAGAAAGUGAUUGGCAACUCGCAAGAUGACUCGGAUCAUGAACACCUUGAUGACCGCCAAUUUGCUUCCGUCAACGGAAUUGACUAUUCGCUUGAUGAGCUUCUCGGCGACGAAAAGAGCAAGUCGGCAUUGCCCGAUCAGAAUGAGACACCCAAGCGCAAGGCCUUCUGGAAGAAGUUCGUCAAGGCAUCCUACUGGAAAUCGUGGAUAAAGCGUUCGCCAGCGCAGGGUUCAAACACGACUGGCAUCCCGGCUGCUGGUGACGAAAGCGGCUCGGACGAAAGCUACGACGAGGCGCAUGACGAUAACGACGAAGACGACGUUCAGCGCAAGGACGAGGCUGCACUGAUCAAGAAACCAACGCAGAUAGACGAUGCGGGUAUGCCCGAACCCGACACACCCGAAGUGCUUGGCCGCUACGCCAAUGUGGCGUACGAAAUGGGUGUGGGAGCACUCCCGCCGCUUCUGCAGCCUCACUCGCAUGGCCAGAAAGGUGUCAAAGAGGGAAAUAAGCUCUUCUUCUGCGUGAUCUAUCUUGCUCCCGGAGAUUACCAUCGCUUCCACAGCCCUACCAACUGGGUAGCUGAGCGUCGUCGCCACUUCCGGGGCGAGCUGUACUCUGUGUCGCCGUACAUGGCGCGUCGUCUCUCGAAUCUGUUUGUGCUCAACGAGCGCGUCGCUCUACUCGGUCGAUGGAGGCACGGCUUCUUCGGCAUGGUACCCGUCGGCGCCACCAAUGUUGGUUCGAUCCGCAUCAACUUUGACAAGGCACUGCGCACCAACGUGCGCAUGCAGCGCUACCUCGCCGGCACCUACUCGGAAGCGUCUUACUCGGGCGCGAGCAAGUUGCUCGGAGGUCAGCCUCUGGCGGCGGGAGACGAGAUGGGCGGGUUCCUGCUCGGCUCCACCAUUGUGCUCGUCUUUGAAGCUCCCAAUGAGUUCCGCUUCGACCUCAAGCCCGACCAAAAGGUCAAGGUGGGCCAACGACUAGGUGACGUCCGACAACCUUCUACCGAAGAGUCAGAGGAAAAGAAGAACGGUCGUCAAGUUUAA